This is a messenger RNA of Gamsiella multidivaricata, 1827 nucleotides long. RefSeq names its product aldehyde dehydrogenase. The transcript has 6 exons. Gene Ontology annotation, molecular function: aldehyde dehydrogenase (NAD+) activity. The coding region runs from base 110 to 1516 and encodes 468 amino acids. NCBI's taxonomy places the organism in Eukaryota, Fungi, Mortierellomycota, Mortierellomycetes, Mortierellales, Mortierellaceae. The record is from RefSeq and is a predicted model, not a curated record.
UUUUUCUUUCUUUUGUUCAUCAUACCCCUCUUCUUUCCCCCCUUUCUACCUUUCUACCUUUCUACCCAAAGAAUAACCCAGAGCAUACAUACAUAUACACAAAGCAACAAUGUCUCCUUCGACCCUCUCUGUUGUCACCCCCGUGGACUCGACUGUCUUCGCAAAGGUUCAAAUCUCCUCGACCGAGCAAGUGCAGGCGGCAGUGGAGCGUGCGGCUAAGGCGCAGAAGGGAUGGAAACAAGUUCCACUGAAGGACCGUGUCGAGACCGGACGUCGAUUCCUUGAGGUGUUUGGGACGCGCAAGGAUGAGCUCGCCAAGGAGCUGACGAUGCAGAUGGGUCGCCCGCUGAGGUUUACGCCCGGGGAGAUCAAGGGCACACAGGAUCGGGGCAAAUACAUGGUCGACAUUGCGGAGGAGGCCCUCAAGGACGUUGAGAUCCAUGAGGCUGGACUUGAGGGCAAGUUCAAGAGGUUCAUUCGUAAGGUGCCCGUGGGAGUUGUGUUGAUCGUCGCUCCAUGGAACUAUCCUUACCUGUCCUCGUUGAACGGUGUGCUGCCGUCGAUCAUUGCCGGCAACGCUGUGAUCCUGAAGCAUUCGUCACAGACCCCACUCUGUGGCGAGCGGUUCGCGCAGGCGUGGAAGGAGGCUGGCUUGCCCGAAGAUGUCUUCCAGUGCAUCCACAUGUCCCACGCCGACACCGAGAGCCUGGUUGGACACCCUCUCAUCAAUUAUGUCAAUUUUACGGGAUCCGUCGAGGGUGGUCAUCAGAUCCAGAAGGCUGCCAGCAAGAAGUUCAUCGCAACGGGAUUGGAACUCGGCGGCAAGGAUCCUGCGUACGUCCGUCCGGAUUGCGAUCUCAAGUACACGGUCGAGACCCUUGUUGACGGCUCGUUCUUCAACAGCGGACAGUGCUGCUGUGCUGUCGAGCGUAUCUACGUCCACGCAGAUGUCUAUGAUGAAUUCCUCGAUCUCUUUGUCAAGGAGACCAAGAACUACCGUCUCGGCAACCCACUUGAUCCCGAGACGACCCUUGGACCCAUGGUGAAGGCCAAGGCCGCAGACUUUGUCCGCGGACAGAUCGCUGAAGCAGUCUCCCAGGGCGCCAAGACACACAUCGACGUGUCUACGUUCCCGGCCGACAAGCCCGGCACCCCCUAUAUGGCACCCCAAGUCCUGACAGAGGUCACACACGAGAUGCGCGUCAUGACCGAAGAAUCCUUCGGUCCCGUCAUCGGUAUCAUGAAGGUCACCUCGGAUGAGGAGGCCAUCCGUCUGAUGAACGACUCUGCGUUCGGUCUCUCGGCCUCGAUCUGGACCAAGGAUACGGAUGCGGCCCUGAAAAUCGGUGACCAGAUCGAGACGGGUACCUGGUUUAUGAACCGAUGUGAUUAUCUGGAUCCGGCCCUUGCCUGGGUCGGCGUCAAGGACUCUGGACGCGGUUGCACCCUUUCCAAGUUUGGAUACGACCAGGUGACGAGACUCAAGUCUUUUCAUCUCAAGUUGGUCACUGCUUGAAAAAGUGUAUCAUCGCAUCGCAUCGCCCAUCCAGGAAUAUACAUACAAUUGUGAGGGGGAAUUGGGAUUGAUAUUGUUGGGUGGUAUUCGAUAUUCACAUCCAUUAAACGCUUAGAAUACAUUAUUCUUUCUUUUUUUGUUUCUUUUUUCGUUUCUUUUUUUAUUGUUUAUUUGCUUUUUUCUUUUCUUUUUGUUCUUCUUCUUCUUCUUCGGAAAUAAUGGCGACCAACCGCAACGAGGAUUGUCCAUAACGCUUCUUGUUGUCUAGUGGUGUGGAGGCAUCGCAUGCAUCUGUUGCUGUUGAGAAUAGG